Messenger RNA from Mus caroli (Ryukyu mouse), 1117 nucleotides. RefSeq names its product chromosome unknown C4orf46 homolog (gene CUNH4orf46). Lineage: Eukaryota; Metazoa; Chordata; Mammalia; Rodentia; Muridae. The record is from RefSeq and is a predicted model, not a curated record.
GGCUUUGGGCGCGAGCGGUCGAAAGGCAGUUGGUGUCGGUUCGGUUGCUCGUUCUGGUCCAGUGGCCCCAGCUCAGUCCAAUGGCUGACUCUAAGGAGUAUCGGGCUUCUUCGCCGCCGCCGCCUCCUCCCUCAUCUCCAUCGUCAGGCGCCUCUUCGUCGUCCCUCAGCAUGCCAGUGAGUUUGGGCUGGCGGGGUCCGAGCAGGAGUCCCGGUCCAACCGUGGACCCGCUGGAGCAAGUGGAGCUGCAGAUCGGAGACGCGGCGUUUUCAUUAACUAAACUUCUCGAAGCCACAUCUGCGGUAUCAGCUCAAGUGGAAGAACUUGCCCUGAAAUGUACAGAAAAUGCACGUUUCCUUAAGACGUGGCGGGACCUCCUGAAAGAAGGCUAUGAUUCCCUGAAACCCGACAACUGACUUGCAGAUGUAGUCGAGUAAAGACUUGCACAUGAGCUAUUUGCACGUAGAGCACAUGUUCGGGGCUGCCCGUCUCCAGGCAUUUAGACUGAGAAUGAGACUUUUCUUGGUAUUCGGGACUUGGUGAAAGCAGAAUACUGGGCUCUUUUAUUUGCUUGUGUGUUUUCUCUGAUAUGGCAGUAUUUUACCUUAGAUGCUUUCUGCCCUCUAAGCUUUUGUUGACUCCUUUAUUAGAGCUCAUUCUAUCAGUAAGUAAUGUCACAAUAGUGCCCCCCUGCAACCAGGUCAUCAUGUGAGAUGAUGACAAGAAUGCUUGAAUUGGGAAUUGAGCUUGGUGUGUCUCCUAAGGUGGGCCAUGAGGAUUUCAGGUGCGUGGUCCAGCGCCACAGGACACCUGCUGGAAAACUGGCGGUGGCCCUUAUUUACUCCCUUAUCCCAGGGCCCACAGCCAGGUCACAACACUCACUGUCUGUGAAUGAGACUCGAUGAGUUAAUUAAAGCUACUUUUGACUCCUGUCUUUUAGGAUGAAGACUGUUUCUCUAAGAAAACUGUAUGAAUCUGAACUUCAUUGGCUUGAAGGAAAAAUUCUCUCUUUUGUUCUGUCUCUCUAUUUUAAUGAGAAGCUGACAUUUUUUUUUCUGUCUUGAAGCAGUCUUCCUGGGAAGCCCAUUCUCCUGUCUUAGGAGCCAGGACUACUGGU